AGGUCGUGAAGGGUAUCACGUUUCAAAACAAAGCCAAGUGUUCCUUCUUGCUGUUUGGCAAGGAUCUUCAGCUUUUUAUGAUGCACAGCUAUAGAAUCCUCGAGGAAAGGUUUUGUCAGGCUUGUAUGCGUCUGUCAACAGCAGAGGGUAGGAGCUUAGAAGCAGCAUUAGUCAUAUGAUCGUCCUUGCUAGUUCAGACUAAAAGACUCUUGAAAGAGAGAGACAGAGAGAGAGAGAGGAAGCAAGCAGCAGUCUCUUGAAAAGUCAAACGGAGCCACACACACACACACAUGCAUAGGUAAUUGGGGAAACCUAGCCUAGCGUAAAAAAAAAAGUUCUGAAAACAUUCCAAGAUCCUUAGCUCAUUCAAUGGCGCACAGAGGAUGGGAGCAGGUGGGAACACCAGCUGGAGGUACAAGAACACGCAGAGGAAUGCUGGUGAAAUCAGCAUCAUUGUAUUCUGACCUACAAAGGGACCGUGCUGAGAUUGGUAGCAUUAUGGCUCAACCAGAUUACCUGGAUGGUAACCCUGAUCUUAUACGGCCAAAGAAGUUAAUGAACCCUAUUAAAGCUUCAAAAAGUCACCAAGAGCUACAUAGGGAGCUACUCAUGAAUCAUAAAAGAGGCCUGGUUAUUGAAAACAAGCCAGAGUUACAGAAGGUGCUUGAACACAGACGUCGCGAACAGAUUAUUCGUCAAAGAAAGGAAGAAGAAGAUGCAAAAAUAAUGCAAUCACCUUUCGCUCAAGAACUUCGGAAGAGACAGCUAAGGCUAGAACAGCUUGAGAGGGAACAAGAAGAGCUUAAAGAAGAACAAGAAAAUACACCUGAAUUCAUCAAAGUGAAAGAAAACUUAAGAAGAACAUCAACUUUAUCAGAAGAAAAGGCAGCAUAAAAAUGUGUCUGCUAAUGUUGCCAUCGGUACUGACAGGCUCUUUCAUCUAUGCCUUGGCAUAAUCUGUGCGUGCUUUAAACCUGUAUAGUAAUGACUGCAAAGCUACAUAAGGAUGGCAGUGUUCGCUCCAUCAGAAAUCCAUGUCUGGUCUUUUAGGACUGUAAAAGAACACUGGGAAUGUAUUUAUUAAUAAUGUAGUGGGAAGCAAGCAAUUCACUGUGAUGGAAGCAAGUUAAGUCAUUUUUGCAGAAGGGAAAGAGCUACAGGAGUUUCUUAUAGUAAUCUGUUGAGUACAUGCCAAUAUGUUUUAAGUACUCAGCACGAACAUGAAUGUAAAAGGUGGUUCCAUGGCUGGGUGACGGACAGUGAGUGUUACUGUUACAGAGCAGUAUUAUUACAACCUAACUCCAAGUUCAAUUUCAAGCUACCAAUUACUAAAAAUAUCCAGCUAAUAUAAAAUUCUAAGCUGUGUUAGAAAUUAUACAUUUCUGACCAGUUUUCUGAUACAAAAUUUGUGAUACAAAUGUGCCUUCAAGUAUGUGAUUCCAGCAUGUAAUGAAUUUCAGGUAUUGAUUUCAUCAGUUAACUACCGAAACCAUAUUUUGUUGCAUUGUCUGGUACACGUAGACAAGAAAGUAUUAAAACUAGUUAUUCUGGCUUUUAAAUAUACAGAAUUACUAAAACAUUUUAAUAAUAUGUUAUUUAAAUAGUAAGACCUGAAUUAUAGUGUAAGACUAUUUUAAUAUAAUCUUUUCUGUUUAGCCUAAAAUAAUAUAGUUUUUCAGGAUAACCAUUGAGAAUAAGGGUAUAAGAAUAACAAAUGCACAAUUUUAUGAGUUCACAAAGUACAGCAUUUUCUAUGAGGAUGCACUGUAUUUUAAAGCAAAAAUUAAAUGCAUUUUUCUUAUUCCAUUAAGCUUCCUUUAGAGAGAAAUAUAUAAAUAUUCACAAGCUGCAUUUAGUUUUAUAUAUAUAUAUAUAUAUAUAUAUAUAUAUAUAUAUAUGAUUGUAUGUACAAUAUGUACAUACACAUAGGAUGCCUAGUAACAUCCUAAGAACAUAUGUUUCCUCAGGGGAUGGAAGUACAAUUAAAUUUUAUUUUUUCAAGGGCUUGGUUCUCAAUUUUCUAAGAUAUAUCUAACAUGGAAAACAAUCAAACAGCUGUUAGUAACAGCAAUGGUAAAACAUUAAUAUACACUUUAACCAUUUUACACUUUUGCAAAGAGACAUAUGUUAUUCUUUUUUUUUUCAGAAGGUAAUGCAUACUUAAAGAAUUUGGCAUUUUGAAAUACUAGAAGCCUUGCUCAUGAAAAACUUUUUAUAUGAAUCCGUAAAGAGUAAGAGAGAGCAGGAAAGUAAUUAAAAGUUUGAACCCAAUCAGGUAAGUGUUCAGUAUUUUAUAUUCUCUUAGUAAUAAGGUGCGCUUUUUGCUCAGGUAUAGUAUGGUGUACACUGAAAGAAAAAGAGAGGGAGACAGACAAACAAAAUAACAGAACAUAGAUUUGCACCUUAGUAAUAUCAAGAAAUGCAUGUGUUUGUAAAUUAUAUGCAUGAUAAAUUGUAAGACGAGUCACCAUCACCAUUAAGUCCUUAAAGAUCUUACUUUUAGUCCUAACCAUUAUAAAUAUAUAUGAUUUAAUAAGUAUCCUUAAAACUUGCAUCUGUCACAGCCAGUAGGAAGAUUUUUAGUUUUGUUACAGAGAAAGCUUGAGCAAAUGAUUCAAGAAUAUGGAGUCAACACUGUUCUGUCAGAAUCAAUGACAGUUUAAAUAUACAUUUUGGUAUAGCAGCAGUGUAAAGAUUGUAAUUGUGAUGAGUAACAUUUGACAAAUUUAGCAUGCAAGUAAGUGUUCAAGAGUUUGCACUCAUGGUUUUCUUAGCAUUGAUAAGCAUUCCUUCUUAUUUUACCAACCAUUUUUUAUGAACAUUUAUAUUAUAAUAAUAAAUUACAUAGUCUGUACCUUAACUGUCAUUCACCUUAUGCCUAUGAUUAUGAGGAAAAUAUUGUAUUGUUCCUAAAAGUAACCAGCACUUUAUUUUUUAUGUAUAUAUAUAUAUAUAUAUAUAUAUAUAUAUAUAUAUAUAUAUACAUAUAUGGUUAGGCUUUUUGCCAGUGAAAUUAUUGAGAAUGAAUGAAUGUACACAUUGAUAUUGCAAAUAAAAUAAUAAUCACUGAUACACUUUAUACAAGAUGAUUUAUAAAUGCACUACCAGACUUAGCUGACCCAGAAAAUAAGUUGAUCUAAAUGAGAACUGCUUCUAAAUGAGUGCAGUAUUGAUCCAUCUUUAGCUUCCUUAACAUUUAUGAAUUUGUUGUAGAGAAAAUUGAAAAUAAACAUGUAGAUAUAUUUCAAUCUAAAACCCUUAACAUAGUGUUCCAUAUAUUUGUAUGAAAGCCCCAUUAAGACCAAGCAAACACUUGAUCAAGUCAAAGUUUGAUGAUCUUUCCAUUAAGUUUACUUUGAAUACUCAUUUACCGUGCAUGUGAUUAUUCAACUCCAAAUAUCUAAAACCUCGAGGGUCACUACUCAAAACAGCAAUACCUCCAAGGUCCCAAAACAGAGUUUUGUGGAGCGGCUUCAGGGAACAAAUCCCCCUGCCCUUUCUGACAUGGAGAGUAGCAAUCCCUAAUUAUAUGUAAACACACACACACACACACAUAUAUAAACUCAAACCAACUUCAGGACUGCACAAACUAGGAAAAGAGAGACAAAAAUUUCCUGUCAUUUGGGUCACUACUUAUUUUGGGAAAUGGCUCUAAAUGUUUGCCAUGUGUCCAAAACAAAAUGUUAUUUGUCCACAGCAUACAUCAUUGCCAAGGCAGAGAAAUAUUUUUACAUUUUUUACUUUCAUUCUCUUUGACACUAUGCCAUAUAGCACCAAUGAGUACAGAGUAAAACAGAGUGCUAAUAUUGGCAGUAAUUAUUUAGGUUUCCUUUUGCAAAACAUGCAUGUUUUGGAGAGUGUGUACAUUUCACAUAUCUCCUCCCUUUGAUUAUGGCAUAAAUUGCUAUUGCUAACUGUAAGUAUAGUAUUAGGAUAGACUUUUUUUUUUUGCAAAAAGGGAAGACAGCAGAUGUAUGUGUAUUUAUCUAUGGAUCAAGAAAGUUUUCAGAACAAGAGCUGGCUAGGUCAGAUUGCAUAGAAAGCUGUGAUAAAACAGAAUGUUACUAAUCACAGCUGACAAUUUUUCCCAAGUCAACCACCCCUCCCACUGACAUAUUCAAGAGUUGUUUCCCCAGCCCUACAACAAAGCAACAAUUUGUUGUUUUACCACAUGGCAAGUCCUUUUGCCAUGAGAAUAUUGAAGAGGUAGUUUUAUGUUGUAUUUUCUGUAAUCCAUGAUAUUAUUUAUGCAUCUAUUUAAAAUGAAACUAUUUUCUAUGGAAGGAAAAGCCUACAGUACCACCAAAGCCACUUCUGAAAACAAACACGAACUCUGAGAUUAAUUCAUCUUGCGUGAACACAGAAUGAAUCAAACAUUCUCUUUUUUAGUUGAAGCAGUCUUUUUUACAUGAAGGAUGUUUUACUGCCAUUUAACUAUUAAAAUGAACCCAUGCUACAAGGCAUGAGCAAUUUCUUUGCUCUGUCUUUUGUAAAAUAUCCAUCUUACAUUGACUAGGGGAUUGAAUUUAAAUGGUACAAUAUUUAGUCAAAAGAAUGAGUAUUUUGUGUUCAGUCACAGCUUUUCUGCUACUAUACCUUCAGCUACCACAUAUCAUGCAUAGAAAAGAGGCUUUGUUGUUAUAUAGUGCUAAUAUAAGCUCUCCAGUAUAACCUGGACAUGGAUAGUUAUUGACAUGUGGGAUAAAUUAAAACUGAAAUUAUCUGAGUAACAGGGCAGAGCUUUUAUAUAUAUAUAUAUAUAUAUAUAUAUAUAUAUAUAUAUAUAUAUAUAUAUAUAUAUAUAUGCAUACAACUAAGAAUAUAUACAGCUGUAUUCCAAAAUGAAAAUAUAACUGAAUAUCUUUAAAUGGAUCUAAUAUUAUAAUCAUUUACUGAGUGUGCAAUUACAAAUCACUGAAACAUUUUCUUUUGUGGAUUUCAUAAAAUAAAUUUAGAAGUUAACGUCAUUAGCAUAUUUAGAUACAUUUAAGUACAGACAUAUGAACAGCCAUGCUGUGACUUGCUAGAAACGCACUGUUACUAAAUAGCAUUAAGAAAUUGGACUUGCCAUGGAGAUGAGCUCCAUUCAGCAAUAUCUGCCAGGAACUUUAAGGCCAUAGGGAAUUAAGACUUGAGAAGCAGCAGCAGCGAAAUUCAUGAAAUUCAAUGUUUGAUUAGGAAAUUACAUAAAGAACAAGACUGACAAUUUUAAAAUCAUUCUGAGUGCUAAAGCAAUUAAUAUAUCCAUAUCUUGAAUGCUAAGCAUCAGAUUUCAGUAGCCACAAGGCCUACACUGCCCAUUUUUUCUAGCAUUCAGCUUGCUUGAUCCCUCUAUGCCAACAUAGCUGGACAGUAGUUUCCAUACCACAUUAGUGCCCUAGAGUCCAGAAUGAGACAUACUUCAUCUUUCACAAAGCCUCCUCUUAAUGCUGAACUACACAUGUAGUUUGAGUAAUAUAACUAUGGUCCAGACGUAACUUCAUCCCCAUUUCCUACAGGAUGUAAGCAUUACAGGUGGGAAACAAGACUGGACAGUAAGUUAGUGGGCCACAGUACUAAAGUGGCCAUUCCUUGACUUAACCACACAAUAACCCCAUGUUGCCUGAAAAAAAAAAAAAAAAAAAAACACUUGUGUCUACUUGGUUUUCACAAAUUAAGAAAAUGUUGAAAAGUUUGCAGUUAUUUGUACAAUAAUACAUUCACCUUUAUGAUGAUUUAUUUCUAAACUCAUGUUAACUGUGAUUUAAUGAAUUGUACAUGGUCAGGGUGCUUGCCCAACAACAAGAUAAGAAGUCUUAAUACCGUCUACACUACAAAUUUAACUCUAUUAUUAUCUCAACCCCUUUAUGAAAAAUUAUGUUAGAAGUAAUAAUUUCAUGACACAAGUAAGAUUCAUAGGUAAGUACUGGGCUAACUGCCCUUGUGAACCAUUUUAAGGAUAGAUAAUUCCCUUUUAUGAGAAUCAAGCCCUGUACCUUCUGUCUGGCAAGCAAACACUUUAACCAAUCCACCAAAUGCUGCCCAAAAGGAAAUGUGGAAGGUUAUACUUAGAUUUGACCUCAUAUCACUAUAUUCAAAGUCCAGAGUGCUAACCAUUUCACCAUGGAACCAGAGGAUAAUUGUUGUGCCUGUUUAUACCUUUCUAUCUAGACUACAUAUUAACUGAGAAGCUUGAAAGUAUUGUUCUGUUCUGCUGUCUAAAACAUUCCACUAAUUCAUUUACUUUUCAGCAUGAGACAUGUUGCAUUGUCAUAGACAGUAGUUUUGCAUGCGCAUACAGCUAACAAGAGAAAAUGCUAUUUUAGGUGCAUGAGACAUUUCAAAUAAGAAUGGCUGCAUCAGAACAUGAAUACAUACUUUUCUUAAAAAACAUAUCUUUGAACACUUUGGUAACACUGACAGCUAAAUUGUUAUAUGCUUUGUCAGGCCUGUAGCCUUCCACGCAGCAAUUCACUUAACAAAAACUGUUAUCAGCAUAUGAAUCUGCAUUGGAUACUGGACUGACCACAUACUGAGGUUCAUAAAUAGAUAAAUGUAAGCUGACUUAUAAGAUAAGCGCACAAGACAAAGAAAUUGAAACUUAUGUUAAAGUGCUUCUGUAGAUGUAGAUGCUAUACAUGAUUGAUAAGUGUAAGCAAUCAUUACUGGAAAUGUUACAACUUUUUUAAGACAUGCCAGUUUCUGUUCAAAAAUGUCUAAGAAUUUUUAUUGUUGCACUUUUUUCAGUUGGUCAAAGAGAAAUAGCAGCUUUUCUGUACUGAAAGUAAAUUUACAGUCUGCCUUGUACUGGAUUUUUUGUAUAUGUUUGAAUUAUACUAACUAAGAAUUAUGCUGUCACAUUACACUUGUUGCAAUAAAAUCAUUGGAGUGCUUAAAAUGUUAACAAACAUAAUCUUUUAAAUUAAACAUUUAAAUGAGCACUGCAUGUUCUGAUAACUUACAAUAAAUGCAAAUGUUUGUUACUAAGAAAAAUGUGUUAAAACAGUCACAUCUGACAGUAUUGCAUUUUAGAUUGUCUGUAGCUGAACAUGUUGCUAUCAGAAUCCCACUAAUGAAACUGCAGUAGUUAUUUAGUACAACCCAAGAAGAAACAUCAAAUAAGUGUAAGAAGGAACAAGGGGAACAUCCAACAUUAAGUGAUAAUAAAAAGCUGAAUUAAUUAUUAAUCAAGGGUGUCUUUUACACUUCACUUCACAUUCCAGAAUAAUUUGCCAUGAAUAACUCUAUAAAAAAUGUACUCUGUAAAAAACACCUGAGUUUCUCUACUGUAACAAAGUAAUGCCUUGCUGUUGUAACAUACAUUUAGAUGGUUUAUAAAGAGUUGUAAAUAGCUCUGUAUCUUAAAAUGUGUUGAUGUAUUAUUUUGUUUAUGACUACAUGUUCUCUAAUAACCUCAGUGACUGAAAAAAUAAAAAUAAAUUUAUAAAAAGGC
Messenger RNA from Protopterus annectens (West African lungfish), 7432 nucleotides. RefSeq names its product family with sequence similarity 107 member A (gene FAM107A). Bases 370 to 894 code for a protein of 174 amino acids. The transcript is spliced from 4 exons. Gene Ontology annotation, biological process: actin filament bundle assembly; actin filament polymerization; regulation of actin cytoskeleton organization. Gene Ontology annotation, cellular component: stress fiber; neuron projection; synapse. Lineage: Eukaryota; Metazoa; Chordata; Ceratodontiformes; Protopteridae. The record is from RefSeq and is a predicted model, not a curated record.